This is a messenger RNA of Cololabis saira (Pacific saury), 3873 nucleotides long. RefSeq names its product rho guanine nucleotide exchange factor 18-like. Gene Ontology annotation, cellular component: plasma membrane. The transcript is spliced from 20 exons. The coding region runs from base 163 to 3114 and encodes 983 amino acids. Gene Ontology annotation, biological process: regulation of Rho protein signal transduction. Lineage: Eukaryota; Metazoa; Chordata; Actinopteri; Beloniformes; Belonidae. The record is from RefSeq and is a predicted model, not a curated record. Gene Ontology annotation, molecular function: guanyl-nucleotide exchange factor activity.
UGCACUUGUUCCUGCGGAGGCAUCAGCCGAGGCGAGGACUGAGCACUUCACCUGCGGCCGCUUCCUCUCUGCUCAGGGGAAUCCUGCUGCCCGGUCACUGAACAAGGGCGCUGGGGAGACUGUUUGUCCCUCAGUCUUAUGGCCAGUUUUCAUUGACCAGGCAUGACUGUCACCCCCCAGAAAUUCAACCCUCAACAAUCUUUAUUUAGAGACACAAGUCCCAGAUCCAAUACGGCACAGAUGGAGGAGACUGAUGGCCUUCGGUUAAGGCUCCCCCACGAGGACUCGGUGUCGUUGGUUUCCACCUUGUCUGAGCCCAUCAACCUAGAAGACUCCCAUUAUGCUCAGAUGCGAUGUGAGCUCGAGUCUGAUGCCGAGAAUCUGGAGGCAGAGAACUGGAGCGUCACUGUGGAGCAGAACUACCUGAAGACCCUGAACAAAGAGGAUGUGAAAAGACAGGAUGUCAUCUACGAGUUGAUCCAGACAGAGAUGCACCAUGUCCGCACUUUAAAAAUCCUUUUCUACGUGUAUAUGCAUGAGCUGAAGCGCUCUCUUCCACUCGACGAGGGCCGGCUGGAGCGGCUCUUCCCGAGAGUUGAAACUUUGCUCAGCCUCCACCAGCACUUCCUCGACCGCCUCAAAGAGCUCCAGGGUCAAGAGGAGGGAGCCACAGACUACUACCACAUCACCCAGCUGGGGGAUAUUCUUAGCAGUCAGUUUUCAGGUACACUGGGAGAACAGAUGAUGGAGAGUUACAGCUUUUUUUGCAGUCGUCAGAGUGAAGCCAUCAGCUUCUACAAAGAGCAGAUUCAGAGCAACAAGAAGCUACAACUUCUUAUCAGAAACAUAGGUCAGCUGCCUCUAGUGCGACGAUUGGGAAUCCCUGAAUGUUUCCUACUGGUGGCCCAACGUAUCACAAAAUAUCCUCUCCUGGUGGAACGAAUCAUCCAGAACACUGCAGCUGACACAGAGGAGUGUAGGUCUCUGCAGAAAAGUCUGGGGCUGAUCAAAGAGACAAUCUCCCAAGUGAACACUCAGGUUAGCGAGUAUGAGAAGGUCGUUCGUCUGAGAGAGAUCAGCCUUCGCCUUGAGCCAAAAACUCCUGGUCGGCUGAAGGAUGGCCAGGUGUUUCGCAGAGAGGAUCUGAUGCAGGGCAACAGGAUGCUUCUGCAUGAAGGCACCGUCACGCUGAAGUACUCUGGCAGACAGAAAGAUGUUCUCGCUGUGCUGCUGUCAGAUGUACUCCUUCUCUUACAAGAGAAGGAUCAGAAACUUCUAUUUGUUAACGUGGAAAACAAGCCGCCGGUGAUAUCCCUUCAAAGACUGAUCGUCAGAGAAGUGGCCCAUGAGGACAAAGCCAUGUAUCUCAUCUGUGCAUGCACCUCCAUCAUGCCUGAGAUGUAUGAGAUCCACACGAGCUCCAAAGAAGAAUGUUUCACCUGGAUGACCCUCAUACGAGAAGCUGUGAACAGUCAUCGGGAAGAGGAGCUGUACCAUGAACAAAUUGCUAUGCUACAACAUUUUCAGGACAUUCUGAAGGUCACAGAUGACCAGAUCAUACAAAGCCUGUCAGAGAAACAGCAACUCUUUGCUGCUCUGUACGAGUACGUGACGGCACAAGAAACUCCCCACAAAGGACUACUGCUGCGUGGAGACACGACUGACCUCCAGCAGGGGGAGGUGCUGCUUAAUGGAGCCAUCAUGGAGGUGGAAAACCUGCAGAACCUGCUCUUCAUGACAAUAAGGGAUCCAAACUUUCUUACGGAGGAGAACGACCUGCAAGGAGAGUCACAGAGGAGCACCAACACCCCUGAAGUGACGGAUGAUGCAGAUGCAGUUGAGAACCCGAUUGAUAGUGAGAGCUUUCCCCUGCACGUCGCUCAAACCAGCAGUGACCACCCGUCCCAGGAGAUUCCCUUUUCUGAAGGCCUCGAGCAGUCUGCUGAUGACGAAGGGCAAACCCUCCCAGAACCGAGCUGGACUUCAACCUGGAGCCAGUCCUCUGGGACGGCGUUGUGUGACAGUGUGAUAAUGCUUGCACAGAGGCUCUACAGCUUACAAGCCGUCAUUGCCAAGCAGGACAGCAGGAUUGAGCUCCAACAAGCUUUCACAACAAAGAGCAAAAAUCCCGCUCGUCACUACAGCAACGUGCUCCUUGAGCAGGAGAAGCAGCGCAACUUGGAGAAGCAAAAAGAGGAGCUCGCCAACUUAAACAAGGUGCAGAUACAGCUUCGAGAGGAGCAGCAGCGCUGGGAAAAGGACAGGGAGCGACAUAGGAACACAGUCGAGGCUCUGGAGGCUCGGCUGCAACAGAGGGAAGAGGAGUGCAAACGGUGGGAGGACGAGCUGAAUGAGGAGAAGUCUGAGCUGGAGCGGCAGAGGAAAAGCUACCAGCAGGACCUGGAGAGACUGAGGGAGACCACAAAAUCAGUGGACAAGGAGAGGGAGCGCCUGAUUCAGGAGAAAGAUCGCUUGGACAAGUUGAAGACAAAGUUAAUUCAAAAUCCAGGACACGGGAAUUAUGAUAAUCCUGCACAAAGUCUUUCCGCUUAUUCGUCAUUCAGGGAAAGCGUAGUGAACGGAGGUGGGACUCUGACGGCAACUCGAAGGACCCCAGUGCUUCCUACUAGUCUGUCCAAUCUCAGGGAAAUGCCCCCAAAGGUCCCGCCGCGCAGGGAGAGCAUCAGCCCCCACGCAGCCAAACGGGAGCUCCCCGUCCAUCUGAUCAGCACCACCAACCAGGUGCAGAAACCUGCAGCGGUGCAGCAGAAGAUCCCCACCAAGCUGGCUGCAGCCAAAGGGAAGGAGAAAAGCAGCAAGGGGAAGAGGUCCCACCAGAGAACACAGAGUGCAGCUUCUAUAGAUGUGAACCAGGUGCUGCCCAUUCGAGUGAUGGGCAAAGAAGGAGGCAGCCUGAAAUCCAGAAGGAGCAGCAGUCCUCAGAGGAUCUUGACAUCAGAUACCUUCAGGCCACCAGGAGUUGCCCCAAGUGUAAAACCAUCACAGUCCUUCAUCGUUCACAAGCGAGGCGGCGCUGACGGUCCUCCCCCCACACCACCUCCCUUCCCCAAAGAUAUUCUUGAAAAAGUCAAAGAUAAGGUACUAUUCCUUUAACCAUGAGCUGCAGACUGACGUUGGGAUGCAGCCUGUCCAGCAUGCAGACUUGCACACAUGGAGAAUCGGAGGGAGCUGUGAAAAGACAUUCAGGAUGGUUGUCGUGUUUUCAGAGACCACCUAUGACCAAUACUUUGACCAUUUUACAACAGCUGAGACCAGAUCCACUGAAGAGAAGAUGUCUAAAGAGAUGUAUAUUUGUGGUAGAGGACGUUGGAUAAAUGUAGAAAUUUGUGUUUGUAAUUUUGAAAAAGUUUAUAUUUUAAAUGGUGAAUUUUAUGACCAUAGACUCCGCCCAUAUUUUUUAAAUAUAUUUUUAUUCUGAAUGAAAGCAGGUUUUUCUGUAUCUAUCAAGCACUCAUUAUAAAAAGCGUUUUCUUUAUUUAAGAACUACUGUAGGGUGUACAGUGUAGAUUUAAUAGGUAUACUUCUGUAAAUAUGAGGCGCCAAUAUUUUAUCAGAAUGAAUCAGAUGAUGGUGAAAAUGUCUACUUUCUCCUUUCUUGCUUGGGUCUGCUCCUCCAUGUAUGUUUAAACUUAAAAGGUUUCUUGAAGAAAUUGGUUUUGUACAGGAAACAAACCAUCCACACCAAGUCGUACUUCCUGCCUACGUGCAGUGAUGCAGAAUGGGCUGGAUUGUUACAGUAUGUACUCUGUGCUGUAAUAAAAUAGCUUCUGAUAUUCCCUUUUAGGUCAUCUUCUGUUUAAAUGAAACAUUAAACAUGAGGGCACUCGAGAACAAAAACACAAUGACUACUGG